Molecule: messenger RNA, 663 nt
Organism: Miscanthus lutarioriparius
Lineage: Eukaryota; Viridiplantae; Streptophyta; Magnoliopsida; Poales; Poaceae
Source: the annotation of a GenBank genome assembly
AUGGCGGCCAUGGGCAUGAAGAAGGGUCUGCUGGUGCUGACUCUUGGGCUCGCCAUGGCCGCUACCUCGUCGGCCGUCAUCUACAAGGUCGGCGACACCUCCGGGUGGACGAUCCUCGGCAACGUCAACUACACCGACUGGACUUCCAAGAAGAACUUCCAUGUUGGAGACACCAUAGGCAAGUUCUGUCUUCGCCUUCCCCAAAAGUUCACGUACCCCCCGGGCAUCCACAACGUGCUGGAGGUGAAGAAGGCCGACUACGACAGCUGCACCAACUCGACGCCGAUCGCCACGCACACCUCCGGCGACGACAAGAUCGUCAUCAAGAGCCCCGGCCACCGCUUCUUCAUCUGCGGCGUGCCCGGCCACUGCGCCGCGGGCCAGAAGCUCAACAUCCGCGUCCUCAAGACACGCUCCUCUGACGCCCCUUCCCCGGCGCCCGCCACCGCGCGCUCAGGCUCGGCGGCGUCCCCCAGCCCCAGCACCGAGCCGAGCGGCGCCUCGGCGCCGCCGCCCGCGUCGUCCACGGACAGCACGCCCGACGCGACGGCCACCACCGCGCCCGCGCCCAAUGCCAACGGCGCGGGGGUCAGUGCAGGCCACCGGGCCGUCGUCGCUGCCAUGGCGCUGGCGGCGGUCGCCUCCAUGGCGAUGCUGCACUAG